This is a messenger RNA of Penicillium cataractarum, 1164 nucleotides long. RefSeq lists its product as uncharacterized. The record is from RefSeq and is a predicted model, not a curated record. Bases 1 to 1164 code for a protein of 387 amino acids. Gene Ontology annotation, molecular function: oxidoreductase activity. The transcript has a single exon. NCBI's taxonomy places the organism in Eukaryota, Fungi, Ascomycota, Eurotiomycetes, Eurotiales, Aspergillaceae.
AUGGGCUCCAUCGCUACACAAUACUACGGGAAAUUCAACUAUCUCCCUCGCGGGACAAAGCCGACCCCGGGGACUGGAGCGUAUAGCCUACCUGCUCUUACAAAUUUCCAAGCAUCACCCAACUUGCCAUUGACUGAUAUCCGCCCUUCCUUGGACCUCGGUGAUUCUUCUCCAUUCGAACUUUCGAAGCACGGUUUCACUGCUCGUCGUCAGGAGUCACGGCUUAAUUCAGCCCCCUAUGACCGUUCAAGUUGGAAAGAUGAAAACUUGUUGAGAUCAAUCUAUUUCCCUGAAGUCGAGGAGCUCCUGAAGCAGGUCACUGGCUGCAAGAAAGUUAUACCCACGGGAGCUAUUCUCCGAAGCAACCUAUACGCAGAAGAGCCUGAACCCUCUGACGAAGAAGGGAAGAAAGAAGAUGAGGAAAUAACAAUCUGCUGCCCUAUCUACGGCAGUCGGCCCGACGCUGGUGUAUCCACUGCUCCUAAAGUGCACCUCGACUUCACCCCACGAGGUGCGCGACGCCAAAUUCGAAAGCAGCAUCGCGACUUGGUGUCAGUGGCAGAGCCAGUAAUCGAGGCAGAGAACAAGUUGCUUCGCUCUGGUGUCGACUGGGACAAUCUCAAGGACCAUUAUAAGGGGAAGGCUGAUGGAGAGGAGGGAAUCCCUCGGUUUGCACUUUUCUCAGUCUGGCGUCCUCUGAAGACUGUCACUCGAGACCCUCUUGCUGUCGCGCCAACCCUGUCGUUCCCCAAAUCUGAUUACUCUCCGAUGGAAUAUUAUGACGUGUCAUUCGACAAAGAUAUCCCUCCUCGCCUUGCUGAGAUCAUCGAUACUGCCGCCCCCGAGGGUCAAACUAAGGAUGGUGACAAACACAAAGCGGGAAAAUAUCGCACAUGGGCCUAUACCGCGCAUGAACCGCUCGAUACACAGGGCAAGGGACACAAUUGGCACUUCAUUUCUAACCAGCAACCUGACGAAGUUUUGAUUAUACAAUUCUUCGACAACGAGACGGAAGCCACCCUCAGAGCCCCACAGGAUCCUACAGACACCUCUCCCGAGCUUCCUGUGUGUGGUGCCAUUCACAGUUCGUUUGAGCUCGAUGGCCAAAACCAAGAUGAAGAAGCAAGAGAGAGCUUGGAAGUCAGAUGUACUGUAUUCUGGUGA